UACAUUUGCGUGUGAGCAUGGUCUGAGGCAGCUUGUCAGAAAAGAACCGAUUCCUUUGCAGAGAUCCCCAGGAGACCCAGAAGGACGCUUGUUCAGUGCAACUAGUUUGGGUGCUUUGUCCCGAGCACCACCUGAUUCUCUGUGGCUGCUUCGGACUCGCCCUCCAGCACGAGUCAAGUGCUGCCGUGGCUGGCCAGCUCGGCGUCGCAGAAGGCUACCUGCGUGGCCAAUUGUUUGGCUUUUUAUAGCAAGCAAAUUUGCUAGGGUUAUCGCACUUCUCCAGCGGUGCAGCUUCAGCAGGUGUGGUGUUGCAGUCGACGCCGCGCCCGCAGUCGCCGGACCCCUCGGCGCCGCCCUCGCGCUAGGGCUGACUGAGCCAGGAUGUUGAUGGGCCUGGGGGCCCCGGGUGGCCCCAUGAUGGGCGCACCGCCGCACGCGCAUUCCACGGUGCCGGAGCCGACGUCCGUGGAGCAGAUCCUGGCGACCAUCCAGGGCGCCUUGUCGGUGGACAAGGCCACUCGCUCUGCGGCGGAGGGGCUGUUGCACGGCUGGGAGGCGGACGCGGCGCCGGGCUUUCUGUCGGGCCUCAUGCGCAUCGUGGAGCAGCGAGACAACGUGCCCGAGCCCAUCCGCCUGCUGGCGGUGGUGGUGGCCAAGAACGCGGUGGGCAGCUCCUGGCGCAAGACGCUGGGCACGCGCGAGUGGAGCCGCGUGCCGGACGAGGAGAAGGCGGUGGUGCGGGAGGGCGCUGUGCAGCUGCUGCUGGCGGACCCGUCCGAGCGAGUUGCUCUGCAGCUGUCGCUGCUCAUCACCAACAUCGCACGGUUCGACUUCCCUGGCCGCUCGGAGAACCUGCUGCAGUUGCUGCUGUCCGCCGCGAGCUGGGACGCGCAGCUGCCGCCGGCGGUGAAGCUGCGGUCGCUCAAGGCGCUGAAGCGGGUGCUCCAGGGGCUGGGCUCCAAGCGCUUCGUGAUAGAGGCGCCGCAACAGGCGAUGGGUACGCCCAUGGCGCUGCCGGACCUGGCGGCGCUGUCGCAGCGCAUCACCGCCGAGCGGGAGCUGUUCAAGACGCGGCUCAGCGACUGCUUCGCGCCGCUGCACGCCCUGAUCACGCAGCACGCGGCGGCCUUCAUCGCAGCCACCGCCGUGGGCUGGGACGCGGCGGGGCCCUUCGCUGCGGCCGCCGCGGCGUGCCUGCAGGCGCUGCUGUACCUCAUCCCCUCGCCCACGCCCGACGAGCUGGCGCCGGGGACGCAGGGCGUGCUGGAGGCCAUACACACCGUGUGCACCACCGUGCAGCGCGGCCCGCCUGCGAGCAUGGCUGCCGGCUCCCCCGCCGCCGAGCAGUGGACGGAGGUGGGCGGCAAGCUGUAUGAGCGGCUGGCGGCGCUGGCCAUCGCCUACCUGGACACCAACCCGCUGCCCUUCGCGGAGUUCGUGCCCUUCUUCCUGGAGCUGUUCGUGCAGUCGGCUCUGAUCGGUCUGGACGCCGCCACGGUGCGCGCCAUGCGCCCCAAGCGCCGCGUACUGCUGGUGCGCUUCAUCAGCAAGGCGCUGCUCAACCCCUACUACCGCCAGGAGUGGGUGGAGUCGCCGCUGCCGCAGCACCUGCCGGCGCCGCGGCUGCAGCACCUGAUGGAGGCGCGCGCCCGGGCCGCCCGCGCGCACGCGGCGCUGUCGGGGCUGCUCAACGGCGCCACGUGCGCGCAGCUGGUGGAGGCGCUGGUGGCCAAGUACGUGGCGCUCAGUGGUGAGGAGCUGGAGGAGUGGCGCGACGACCCCGAGUCAUACGCGCGCACCAUGGAGGUGGAGAGCGGCCCCGACGCCGACACGCCGCGCCCCAUCGGCGUGGGGCUGCUGCUGUGCAUGCUGGAGCACGGCGGCGAGGCGGUGGCGGUGGUGCUGCUGGGCCUGGCCUCAGCGCUGCAGCAGCGGGCGGCCACACCUGACGCACUGCUCAUGCGGGAGGCCUGCUACCGGUGUAUCGGCGAGGGCUUCAACCACGUCUCCUCCCACAUCAACUUUGAGGCCUGGUACAACGCCGAGCUGGCGCCGCUGCUCACGUCCAACGCGCCGCCGCCGCCGCCCCAGGGCGCCUCCGCGCCGCCGCCGCCCUCACCUCUGGGCGGCGGCAAGAUUGGGCCGCCAGGCAGCGAGCAGGUGCUGCUGGCGUCGGUGCUGGCCGCGCGCGCGCUGUGGCUGCUGGGCGUGUGCGGCGGAGAGCUGCCCGCCGCGGCCCUGGGCGGCGCCUACCAGCUGUGUGUGUGCUACCUGGCGGCGGAGGACGUGGUGGUGGCUCUGUCCUCGGUCACCUCGCUGCUGGGGCUGCUGAGCCUGGUGCUGGACGACCAGGCCGCGCUGGAGCAGCUGCGGGCGCAGCAGCGGGCGGCGCAGGGCCGCGGGGCGGGCGCGGCGGGCGGACUGGCUGGGCGUGUGGACGCCAUGCAGCUGGCGGAGGGCGCGGCGGCGGCCGGCGACCAGCAGGAAAACGCAGGCGCCAUCGCGGAGGCCACUGCGCGCGUGGAGAGCCGGCUGGCGGCGCUGUCCAGCGAGGUGACGGCGGCGGCGCUGCUCAACUGCUUCGGGCUGCUGUCGCGGCUGCGCGAGGUGGAGAGCAUGGUGCGCGUGCUGCAGCUGGUGUCGGUGCUGGUGGAGGCUCUGGGCGAGCGCAUCCGGCCACACCUGGGCAUCAUCGCCGCCGGCCUGCCGCAGGUCUGGUCGCGAGCAGAGAUGCUGUCCGCCGCCGCCGCCUCGGCGGCCGAGGCCACAUCCCUCCUCGACCGCGACGCCGCCCGCCGCCGCGCCUCCGAUGCCGCUGGGCCUAGCACGCCCGGCGGCGGAGCCGCCGGCGGCGGCAGCGGAGCCGCAGGCGCCGCUGCUGGUACCCCCGGCAGCGCAGCUGCCGGGCGGGGGCGCCCUGGCGCGCUGGCGGCGGCUCGUGGCAGUGCCGACAGCGGCGGCGGCAUGGGUCACGAGGCGGGCGCAGUGGUGCGGCUGCACAGCGCGCUGAUUGCGGUGCUGACACACCUGGUGGGCAAGCUGCGGGCGGUGGCGCUGGAGGACCCAAACAUCUGCGGCGUGGUGUUCCCGCUGCUCAAGUACUCCACGAGAGUGGGCACGCCCGAGGGCGAGGUGCUGGUGGACGAGGCCUUCCGGUUGUGGUCCGUCACCAUCGCCUCGCUGCCCUCCGUGCCGCCGCAGCUGCGGGAGCUGCUGCCCAACGCGGCCGCGCUGCUGCGGCGCGGCCGCGACCACGCCGCGCUGCUGCCGCUGCUGGAGGCGUACCUGCUGCUGGACGCCGCGGACAGCCUGCAGCCGCUGGCCGCCGACAUGGGCCGCGCGCUGGAGGCCUCCAUCAACAGCACAGCCACCGCAGUGCUAGCAGCGGUGGGCGCGCCAGGCACCACCGGGCAAGGCGGCGGCGGCGCCGCCAGCACGCCCGCCGCACCCGGCGGCGGCGCCGCCGGCGCCGCCGCGGUGCAGAUCCCGCUGUCGGCGGAAACGCCGGCGGAGGCAAUGUCGGCGGCGGCGCUGAUCGACGUGCUGCUGCAGCUGUUCCCGCCGGGCGGCAGCGCGGCCGCCAGCCCUGCACAGCACGGCCCCAUCGUUCAGCUGGUGGCGCCGGCGCUGCGGGCGAUGGCAGCUCUGCUGGCGCACCCGGCGGUGCCAUCCGCCGGCCUCAACGUCAAGAUCAUUAACAUCUUUGAAGGCUUCCUGGAGGUGCUGGGGCGCCUGUGGCUGCUGUCACCCAUGACCUUCCCGGAGCUGGUCGCGGGCCUGGACGUGGCGCAGGCGCAGGCGGCGGCGGCGGUGGCGGCGGCGCAGGCGGCCAACGGCGGCGCGGGCGGCGGCGCGGGCACCGGCGCGGGCGCGGUGGAGGGCGGCGCGGUGGAGCGGCUGCUGGACCGGUGGCUGACUAUUGCGGCGGCGCGCUUCCUGGAGGAGGUGGUUGGCGUCAAGACCAUGUCCAUGCUGGGUCGCUUUCGCCGGCGCAUGGCCACCAUGUCGCUGGCCUCGCUGCUGCGGGCGGGCGUGUGCGAGCAACUGGUCGAGCCGCGCAAGGUGCUGCGCGUGUGCAGCCUGGCGGUGCAGGCCCUGGCCGACGACGCGGAGUUCGGGGCGGACCAGUCGGAGCUGGACUCGCUGGACUUCGCGGCCGACCUUGCGCAGGACACGGUGCUGGCCCGGCGGCUGGCCAUCACACGCGCAGACCCGGUCCGCAAGGUGGAUGUGCACGAGUGCGUGCGCGGCCUGCUGGCCAAGUUGUCGGAGCGCGCGGGCGGGCCUGACGCCUUCCUGGCCGCCCUGGCCGCGCACGGCGCCGGCGAGCGGCUGCGGCUGCAGCUGGCCGCGGUGAUGAGCGGGCAGCGGCUGCGGUCGGGCGGCGUCAUCGACGGCGAGGAGCCGGAGGACAGCGCCGACCCCGCCGACGAUGACGAGCUGUACGGGCUGGUGGCACCGGGGCUGAGCGAGGGCGGCGUGGGUUUCGUGUCGGGCGGCUCCACGCCCGAGUGAGGGGGGGUAGAGGCGCGGCUGGGGACGUGUGGAGAAGGUGGGGAGUGGGGAUUUGAGUCCGGUUUGGGGAAGUGGGGCAUGGGCAGCGGUAUGGAGUGGCCCUGAGGUGGGGGUUGGCGGUGGCGGUUGUCGCGGGGUGGGGGAGUAGCCAGGGUGGACAUGGUCGGUCGUAGGUAGGCGGGUCAACGGAGUGCGCGGCACGUCUCCUGCACGGUUUGUUGCUUGGACGCAAGUACUAUUGAGGCCUGACGGGUACUUUUUGUUGAUUGUGGGGUGCUGUCUUCGAAGACGACAGUCUUGCAUUGCAUGACGGGAGGUUUGAAGGUGUGGCCGGGGAUGGGGUGCGCGGGCCUCAUCUGCAGCGCCGGCGAGUUCGCAUCCGGCGGGUAAGGCUGGCUAGAAAACGCAUUCCAAAUACUCGAACCGACGAAUGAACCUCAAGUACAGAGAGAAUAACUAGGGUACCGUAUGUGGUGGCCAAUCGCCGAAGGGAGUUGCUGGAAGAAAGUUGGUGGGGUAGGCACCGUGGGUAGGGACCCACGGAAACCAAACUGUAUGGCUGUAAUGCGAGUGAACCUUCUCCGGCCGUCGCUCAAAUCGCACCUGUUUGGUGCACGCGAGUAACGCCCCACAA
Chlamydomonas reinhardtii is the source of this 5149-nucleotide messenger RNA. RefSeq lists its product as uncharacterized. Gene Ontology annotation, molecular function: small GTPase binding. Bases 382 to 4515 code for a protein of 1377 amino acids. Lineage: Eukaryota; Viridiplantae; Chlorophyta; Chlorophyceae; Chlamydomonadales; Chlamydomonadaceae. Gene Ontology annotation, cellular component: nuclear envelope; cytosol. The record is from RefSeq and is a predicted model, not a curated record. Gene Ontology annotation, biological process: protein import into nucleus. The transcript is spliced from 26 exons.